AGUAUAAAAUUUUUGUUCUCUUUAGUCCGCUUAUUUUAACUAAACUUAGUAAUUAUAUUGUAUACGACAUCAAUUAUACUUCAAAUAGUGUUCGCAAUUCUGUUAGAUAUAAUUAUUAAUUAUAAAUAUACAUAUUUUUCAGCGAAAAAUGCAUAAAAUAACUAUACUGACUUUAAUGCUGUUUUACAGUAAAGGAACCAUUGCUGAAAAUUUGACAGAAUAUGGAUUAGAAAUUUAUAAAACAAAUAAUAUGAUAGUGAACAUGACGGCCAUUGAUCAAUGCAAGAUUUUUCAAUACAUAUUUUUUCGCAUUCAUCGAGACAAUGCAUUGAAUAUUUUACUACCUGGAGAGCAAACAAUAGAUUUAUGUAUAAAAAAAGAAAAAGCAAUCAGAACGUUUGUUAAAAAAGUCGCAUCUAGAGAAGGUAUUCCAAUCAAAGGGGAUACACAUCAGUCAUUAGAAGUCGACGAUUUACUCAAAUUUCUAUAUCCUUCGGCUACGUUUGAUUCAGAUAUGAUUGAUGAUGAAUCAUUAGAUGAUGAAAUGAUUGAUGUUAAUCUUUUAGAAAAUAUUUCAGCCAACAUCCAUCUGCUGUAUGAGAACCGAGUAAAUAUAAUUCAGUAUAUUGUGAAUAAUUGCACCUUUUAAAAUAUGUAAAUUUAAAAAUAUAUAUUAAUGAUUUAAAACCAUUUGAUUUUUUAAACAAGCUAAUUUUUAAAUGUAAAUACAUGAUAUUUAUUAUUAAUAGUAA
This is a messenger RNA of Daktulosphaira vitifoliae (grape phylloxera), 752 nucleotides long. RefSeq lists its product as uncharacterized. Bases 149 to 649 code for a protein of 166 amino acids. NCBI's taxonomy places the organism in Eukaryota, Metazoa, Arthropoda, Insecta, Hemiptera, Phylloxeridae. The transcript is spliced from 12 exons. The record is from RefSeq and is a predicted model, not a curated record.